Messenger RNA from Mastomys coucha (southern multimammate mouse), 2889 nucleotides. RefSeq names its product basic helix-loop-helix and HMG-box containing 1 (gene Meiosin). Lineage: Eukaryota; Metazoa; Chordata; Mammalia; Rodentia; Muridae. Gene Ontology annotation, molecular function: protein dimerization activity. The record is from RefSeq and is a predicted model, not a curated record. Bases 297 to 2129 code for a protein of 610 amino acids. The transcript has 14 exons.
CUGAAAGCUGGACUGCCCACAUAAACCACGACUCGUCUAGAUACGACUGGGACUAGAAGGGUGAAAGGUUGUUUCUAAGGACUACGGACCCCAUCUGUUCAUAUCAACCUAGAGCUCUGUGGCUGUCCAGUUUAUUGGUAGUUUUUGGUUAGAUUAAGGCAGGAUAUCGACAGCCAGGCUCCCUAACUCACGCACCCUACAACGCCUCCUGGUCCUAGAAGCUAACCUAGACCAUCGAGGACUUCUACUUGCUCUCUUCAACUUGCUCCACCUCGCAAUCCCCGCAACCCAACCCGAUGCAUCCGCGCACCCGCAGGACCCAGCUUGGGGCUCUCACCAUCUCCCCGCGCUGCAGCUCUCUCGACUACGCGGGUUUCCCCCACUCGCUCCUCUCCAGCCUCCCCUUCCGGGUUCUGGCCCCGAAGCCCUCUGGGAAUUGGAGUACAGGCGGCCAUGGACUACAACUCCCAAGAUGUAACACGAUGUUGGGUUCAGAGAAAUUCUCGAGUUUCUCUGGUCAGCACAGAGCUAGUUCUCCGAGUCCUACUGACAGGAAGGAUAAGAAAAACCACACGAACAAGCUUCAAGAGCUGGCUUUGCUGAUCCCAGUGACCAUGAAGACCAGAAACAAGAAGUACACUAAGAAGGAGAUCCUGCUGCGUGUCCUGCACUACAUCCAGUACCUCCAGAGAAACAUUGAUAUGGUCAAAGCCUUGCUCAAGCUCCACAGCAGCAAUGGCAAAGGUGGAUUUGUGGGGCCAGGUUGGAACCCAUCUGCUGGCCAGACAGGACAGCAAGACUCCACCCCCUCCAGCUCUCAGAAGCCAUGCCUUGGGAGCACCUCUUCGAAACCUCGAAAGAAGAAGUUUACCCAAGUGUCAGAGCGUCCAGGCUGGCCCUAUAAGCCUCGACGCUCUCUAGCUCUGGACCAGGCUGAAAAUCCUAUCACCAUACACCCAGGCCUAAAGGAAGAAAAUGAGGAAGGUGCCACCUAUUCGGGAGACCUCAGCCCUAGCACCUAUGCCACAACUGAACUGUCUGUGGCUGAAGGCGAUGGACAAGGGGACCAGCUAGUGUUCUUGGACGUGGCUCAGAACAUCAUUGCAUAUGACAUCACAAGUGAUCAUGCUAUAGAAGUCCAGGAUGGAGAGCCUAAUGCUGACAUCAAGGUUCAGAGAUCCUAUUUCCUCACCAGGGCACAGCCCUGUGUCAGGCAGAAGCUAUUCUUGUGUUCUUCCAGUGAGGCAGACAAAGAAGCCCCAGACACUGACCCCUGGCUUCCUGUUUGGACCUCCGAGGACAGCCCCAAUGGGAGCCCACUGGCUUUGGGGUCUUCCCAGAUCAAUACCUGGCAUGUGACAAACUACCUGGAUGAGAUCUUAGGAGUCAGCUCUUCCCUCUUCAGCUCCCCAAGCAAAAUCCUGCCAGAUCAUGUCCUGGAGGAUGGUACCUACUUUCUGACUGAAGGUCUCUUGGAAUCUUCACCUGCUGCCUGUGAAGUGGAGGGCCCACAAGAGGAGGAAGUAUUCUGUGAAGGCCCCACAGGCCCACCUAACUUCCAGUCCUCUGUCUCACUGGACCACUGCUACCUGUCACUGGAUGAGAAUGUCAAGGUGCUGUCCAACUGUGGCUCCAGCUCAGAGGCCACAGACACAGAGUCCAUGUGGGAACAGGAGGAGGUGAGAGGGGUGGCCACCUACCCAAGGAGGACAGGGGUCUUCUCCCUUGCUCAGCUUUCUGUCCUGCAGCAGGCCAACCCUGAGGGAUUACAGACCUCAAGUGAUGAGGACAGAGACUACACAUGGACCCCUACCCAGCGGUCUCCUGGCCUGCCGGUAGCCAGCAAGAAGAUCAAGAAGCAGGCAAGCCAGGGCCCUGUGAAGCCCAAAGAUAGCAGAAAAGCCUGCCCUGACCAGGUGAAGAAAAAGUGUGUUAAUGGCUUCAUCAUGUUCUGCAGGAUGAACCGGAAGCAGUACAUCCGAGCCUGUCCUGGAACUGCAUCCACAGCUGCCACCAAGGAUCUAGCUCAGCUGUGGCGAGGGAUGACUCUGGAGGAGAAGAAACCACUGGCUGAGAAGGCCCAAGUGUCUUUGGGCCUCACCUCACUGCCCACCCCUCACUGCCAGUGAGAACGGCAGCCCCUGCUGGGUUCUGCCACCUGCUUAGCUCUCGGGUCCUCUAACAUUUGUUUCCCCUGGCCUCAGACCCACUGCUGUUGGUCCCCAGCUUCAGUACCAGAGAGGAAAUGGAUUUACCGACCCAAGGCUCUGUGUUCUGCCUUGUGCACAGCCCCGCCCUCUAGCCCAUCUUACAUCUGUUCUUAUAGGAUGGGCACCCUAGAUGAAAUGUGGAGCCUCCCUCUGCCCCCAGAAGCACAUGAUCUCAGCCCCAGUCUCACUGCAUCCUUCCCUGUUGUAGGUAAAAUGAAGUGAAACCCUUUUUACCAACAAAGGGAGAAGGAAUGUUGUGUCCAGGACCUCUUAGCCAUGGUUGGGCUUUCCACACAUCAAAUCCAGAAGCCUUCUGCUUCUGUACUUUGAAAUCCCGUCCUCCCCCACCCCCAAGUUUGCAGGUCUGAACUCAAACCCUUUACCUCAGAUAUCCAGUCUUGGGAUGUAGUGACCCAUGUUUAUAAUUCCAACAUUCAGGAAGCUGAGGCAGGAAGAUGGAGUCUGAGACCUGCCUGGGCUAUAUAAAACAUGAUCCCCAUCUCACAACCCAAACAAGAAAACAAGCCACAGCCUCUGGCUGGGCUUUGUUCCCAGUUCUCUCUUGGGUGGGUUGUUUGGCAGGUAACCUUACCCUCAAUAGCUCUGUUGUCUGUUAACUUGACUUUAAUUGAAAUGGAGGCAUAACAUAUCCUAGAAAAAUAAAGAUUUACAAUACAAA